AUGGCGAGCCCGGCGCCGUCUGGCUUCCCCCGCGCAAAAAACAGCCGCCUGGACGCGUUCCUGAGGAGGCAUCUGCCUCCCGAGGUCUACGAUGCCAUCCGCGCCUACGAGCCGUGCAUCGUGGUAUCCGACUCAGAGAAGCACACCUUAAAGUACGUGGUGCUCAGCGACCGGCUCAUCUACCUGACCGAGAACCCGCCCAAAUCCAUCCGGCGAGUCGUGGCGCUGCGGGACGUCGUGGCCAUUGACCUGAUUGAUGAUUACCCAGAAUUUUUGAGUCCACCAGAUAGAGAAAUCAACCAACAUAUUCGUAUCAUCUAUUAUUCAACUGUUUUGAAAAAAGAGUGUGAAAAAUCAAAAGGUGUCAGAAAAUUCUUAUUUCCAUUUCAUCACGCCAAUGCUAACAACAAAAAAGUCCAAGAAGAGAAUAAUGGCCCAGUCUUUAGGAGAAGCAAAGAGCGUAGAAGGCUGAGUGAAUCCUUUUUUAGGUACCACCAAGAGAGCAGCACACCAUCCAAGGACUCAACUCUCGGCCCUCCUUCUGACCCCAAGAAGCUGUCCCUUCAUGGCCAAAGUCCCUGUCGACCCUUACCUACCCCCUCCAGGAGGAGCUGUCAGUCCACCUCAGCCACUGGCCAAGCUGUCAGUGUGCCACUUUGCACAACAAACACAAAAGAACCCCAGGGAUUUUCAGAUCACAAAGACUCUCUAAGUGAAAUCUCUUUCAAGUGCAAUGGGAACGGAAAUGAGUUUUACUUAGGAAAUUCCUCCCCAGCCUCCCCUUUACAGAGCAACCCAAACCUAGAAAAAAAGGAGUCAGAACUUCAUUUGUACGUUAUUUCCACCACCUCAUCAAUAUUUCUGCACUUAAAAAGUUCAUGGAACAAUUAUAUUAUAAAAGCUACUCUUUUACAAGAUCCCCUCUAUGUUAGUGAGCUCAGUCCUGCUACUGGAAGUCAAAAGCCAUACAGAUCUGAGGAGAAAAUUAAGCACUUCGGUCAACUUAAAUCUGAACUUUUUCUUAAAGACAAUACUCUGAGGAAGAUACUUUGUUUAAUUACGGAACUUAAAAUAGCAGCCCAGAACAACUUCAUCCUGAAAAGGCUUUUCUGGCAAACCAGUGACCUUUUCUAUUUCCUAGUGAACAAACUUCAUGAGUACUUGCCAGAGUCUAGGGAUAAGAAUGCACUUCAAAAUAAAAGCCAAAGGGCUGAUGAGCUGGUGGCGUGCAUUGAAAUUAUACAGACUCUGGGACUAAUGUUCAGAGAAACAGAAACUGAGUCAUCACGUCUGAACACAUUAGCAGCUAAGAAGGGAACAUUAUUUAAUCUCUUGGUAAUUUUAAUUAGCGAGCCUCAGAUCCCAAAAUCUUGUCCUGUGUUUGACAUCCAGUUGGUGGCUGAUUCAAAUUUAGUUGAGAUGUCUUUUGAUGCUGAGUUACAGAAGCUUGUCCUGGAAUAUACAGAUACAGCUACAGCACUUUUAUAUGAGAUACUUCUUGUCUUUCAGCAGGGAAAUCUUGGAUUGGGGUCAACGAAGUUUGCUAUUAGCUGGAUGAUGUCCUUUCUACAAAGUUGUCCUCCCAUAAUUACUUUUGUGGCCAGUAUUGUGAAACAAGUGGUGAAGGGGCUUUCAGCUUCAUAUCAGCUGCUAAGCCCUGGCCAAGCAGUUCUGCUGUACCAGCAGUUUUACAUCCUCAAGAGCUGCCUGCAGCACAGCAAGACUUUGGCGGAGUACAUUAGGAAUGACUACAGAGAAGAAUUCAGGUACUUUAUCCACAUGCCAGCCUUGGAAAAAAGGCUCCCAUUGUGUUACCCUAUUACCCAAUCUACCACUCAACUUUUCCAUGAACUUCUGAAGUUGGUUGAACAGGAACAAUGUGUGAAAUGUUCAUAAGAGUAUAAAAUGUUAGUUGGAAGUCAACUUAAUAUUUGUGAGAAACAUUUUGACUGGUUAACAUCUCGCUAUUCCUGUGUCCUAUAAACACUUAUUUGAAGGCUCCAUCAAUACCUCUCUAAGAGAAGUCUUUAAAGUUUUCGAUCUGCUACAAAAAAAAAAGAAACUAUUUAAAUACACUCACAUACAUAAAGUGGUGCACAAGACUAGUAUUUUUCUAAAAGAAAAAGUUUCUAAAGACAUAAAAACCUAUAAAGGGAACAGACGUUCAUGAAGAGCAAAUGUAGAAAGUGCACCCUGAUGAGUUUUGUUGGUGUAACAAUGGUGAGUGGUGCGAAGUCACUGAAAUAACCAGAGGUCAGUUGUUUGGAGGAGUAUAAAUUACAAAGUGAUCAUGAUAGAGAAAUGCUGGGUGAUAGGACAAAAACCUCCUUCUCCAUCUGUAAAAAUUCCAUUGACAAGUAUUCAUGGAAGAAUGAGGAGAAGACACAGGCAUAGCUAUAAAGAAGGUCAGUUCCUCAUUUAUCCCAAGGAAAGAAGCUUGGACUUUGUUCAACGUAGUUGAGCGCAUCGGGCCACCUGAGCACCCAGGCACACGUGAGCAGUCUUGUAGAGUCUCUAUGAAAGCGACACUGUUUAUAAGCAGUCAUGGCUCUCCCACUUAUUUAAAAAAUCUCUUCACUAUAUCUUUAGGCAAUAAAGUAACUUAAUCCAACAAAAAACCUUAAGUUUGGCAUCACUGUUGAGCUAUUGAAUUUGGGCUUCUAAGGACUUAGGAACUGGGUCCUCCAUUCAACUUAGGACUUGAGGGAGGAUCAGAGAAAAAUCUGCCACUAAAGAAAGAGCCCCCACACCAGGUUUUGCCUGUGCUGUGCAGUGGAGAGGGAAUUAAACUCACUCAGGACAUCUUAUUUCUGGCUCUGGCUAAGCCACUACUUAAAAGCCAGCAGUUUGACCUUAAAAAAGUCAGGUCUCCUCUCUGGGCCUCCUGUGCUAUGAGGAGGGUAGGACCAGACGGUCUCCAAGUUCUCUUCCAGCUCUAACGUUCUCUGCCUGAGACGAGACACAUCUUAAUGUUGUAACGGGGUAGUGGGCUCCUCUGCUAUCCCGGCUCAAUGGAUGAUUCCACAUUGAUUCCAAAUAAUCCUGCUUUCUUUGGACUAAAGAAAGCUGUCACCAACAUUGCCCCAGAAAGUGUCCAGA
Molecule: messenger RNA, 3099 nt
Organism: Vicugna pacos (alpaca)
Lineage: Eukaryota; Metazoa; Chordata; Mammalia; Artiodactyla; Camelidae
Gene: C12H12orf56
Product: chromosome 12 C12orf56 homolog
Source: RefSeq, a predicted model, not a curated record